Capronia coronata CBS 617.96 is the source of this 1338-nucleotide messenger RNA. RefSeq lists its product as uncharacterized. Gene Ontology annotation, cellular component: chromosome. The record is from RefSeq and is a predicted model, not a curated record. NCBI's taxonomy places the organism in Eukaryota, Fungi, Ascomycota, Eurotiomycetes, Chaetothyriales, Herpotrichiellaceae. Gene Ontology annotation, biological process: regulation of transcription by RNA polymerase II. The coding region runs from base 1 to 1338 and encodes 445 amino acids. The transcript has 4 exons. Gene Ontology annotation, molecular function: chromatin insulator sequence binding.
AUGAAGAUCAAGUGCACUUAUGAGGAUUGCUUCAGGCACUUCUCCUCGAGAGAGGCUAUGAUAGCACAUAAGACAAAAGAUCCGAACCACAGCUACUGCGCCCUUUGCGAUGUUGACUGCGGCGAUGACAUGCUUCUCUUCAUUCAUCAACUUGGAACUUCUGCCCACAUCUGCUGCCCUGUCUGCGCCCAAGAGUUCAAAAGCGCUGGAGGGAGAGAUCGACACGUCGAACAAAACCACCGGACCGCCCAAAACAUCGACUGCGCCGGUUGCCAUGCCAAGUUCGCUUCAGCAUCUGCAUUGAUGUACCACAUCGAGAAUGAUCAAUGCUCGGUCAUCAAACUGGAGGACUUUCAGAUGCAACGUGCAGAAAAGCAGAUCCACAAGGAAGCCUGCGUGGCCAAUGGAGAAAUCUUCAGUACUGGCUCCUCUAUGCAGUCCAUCCAGCGGGCUCCUACGAUCUCGAGCAUCAACAACGGUACGAAUCAAGUCGGCGGUAGGCCUGUUCGCAACUCUAGCAGAUCUCUGAGCAAUGCUUUGGGAGGCCCCAUCUCGCCCGCUUCGCAUGAGCAGUUUCCUCCACUCUCCAGAGCUACAAUCAUUCCUGGCCAGAAUCAGCAGCAAGUUGCACCCGACAGAUCUGUCCUCGGCGCGCAAUCCAAAGACGCAGCAUCCAAUCUGAUCAACUUCGAUAAUGUCGAAAAGAGCAUGGCUGGUCUACAAGUCGGCCCAAGUGCGUGGGAUUCGCAGGGACAGGGCGGAGAAUCACAAGGCGGCGAAGGCUAUGUCAGUGGUUGGCUCGCUUCGGUGAACACCUCCACUAGACCUCCACCAGACAACAACAGCGAGGUUGCUUCGAUGUAUGACAAGAAGGUUGCUGCGUCGGCUGUCUCUGAAAACAUUCCCCCAAGCGUUCAAGGCCCAGACCGCAAUCCAUUUUCUGUCCUUAACCGCAUCAUUCAAAUGCCAGCACACUCUAUCAUUUCCAGCAACGCUCCACUUGACAUCGAACGCUUCUGGGAUGCAACCCUGCAGCAGUAUACCUGUCCAGGGGAGAGAUGCCGUCGGCACUUUGCCAACACCGACCACUUUCGGAAGCACUUGCUCACCUCGGCUCAUGUUGGUGGUCAAGUCGUCUGUCCUUCCUGCUUGAAGCGCUUCGCAACCACAUUUGCCUGGGUGGCCCACUGCGAGUCUCCCAGUAAGCGAUGCGACAUCCGCAACAGCGCCAAUCUCAAUCAUGUGAUUCGUGAGAUCACGGGCGGUGUCUUGGCGACGGAUGGCCAUUUGAACGAUGGUACGGUGCAAUAUGUUGCGCCGAAGAUUGAGGAGUGGUAG